Pogona vitticeps (central bearded dragon) is the source of this 2099-nucleotide messenger RNA. The record is from RefSeq and is a predicted model, not a curated record. Lineage: Eukaryota; Metazoa; Chordata; Lepidosauria; Squamata; Agamidae.
CCACUUAUCAGAGAUUACAUUGCAAACUCUCCACCUCCCUUGAAAAUCAUCUCUCUGUGUAGCCCUGGGGAGGAUGCUGAAUAUGGGAGAACUUUCCCCAGGGCACUCAACAAGCUGGGAGAACCUCUGCAGGCUGUUGUUAUUGCGCAUAUAAGUGCAUCAAAGUUGCAUGGACUUCAUAGACAUGAGGAAGAAAAGUUCUUUCUGAAUGAUGAAGAUAAGAAAGAAUCUCUACCCAGUCUUCACGAUCACCCAACACGUGAGCUUUCUGUUGUUGUGCCUUCAUACAACGAGGAAGAACGGUUGCCAUCAAUGAUGAAUGAAGCUUUAGACUAUCUAGAGAAGAGACAGAAGCAAGAUCCCACAUUCACCUAUGAAGUCAUAGUAGUUGAUGAUGGCAGCAAAGAUCAAACCACAAAGGUUGCACUGAAAUAUACUAAAAAAUAUGGUAGUGACAAAGUGAGAGUCCUCACUCUGGUGAAGAAUCGUGGAAAGGGGGGAGCAGUCAGGAUGGGUGUUUUCAGUUCACGAGGCAAAAAAAUACUCAUGGCAGAUGCAGAUGGAGCCACAAAAUUUGAAGAUAUUGAAAAAGUAGAAAAAGGUCUUGAGAGUCUUCAGCCUUGGCCUGAGCAGAUGGCCAUUGCUUGUGGCUCUCGAGCUCACCUGGAGAAAGAUUCAAUAGCACAGCGGUCAUACUUGCGAACACUUCUCAUGUAUGGAUUCCACUUUCUAGUGUGGUUCCUUUGUGUUAAGGAGAUCAGAGACACUCAGUGUGGUUUCAAAUUAUUAACCAGAGAGGCUGCUUCUCGAACUUUUUCAGCUCUUCAUAUAGAACGCUGGGCAUUUGAUGUGGAACUACUUUAUAUAGCUCAGUGCUUUAAAAUACCAAUAGCAGAGGUUGCUGUCAACUGGACAGAAAUUGAAGGUUCUAAAUUGGUUCCUUUCUGGAGCUGGUUGCAGAUGGGCCGGGACCUUCUCUUUAUAAGACUACGCUAUUUGACUGGAGCUUGGCAACUUGGAUCAAGAAAAAUUAACUAGGUUAUUUAUACUUAUCAAAUGGAUUGUUUUGAUAUAAAAAUUAUUGCAGUUUUUUCAACAGUAUGAAGUAAGAAAAAGGCCAGAAUUACUUUUCAUUACAGUUGUUCUGUAUUGCAUUUGUGAACCUGUUUUUAAAAUGGCCAAAACUACAUAUGUCCUAUAUAAAUAAGCCUUUAAAAAGAAAUCUUCAGCUUGCAAGUGCAUUUCAGUCUUUUUAUUUUUGUAAACAUUUGGAAAUCAGUUUUCAUUUGCACAAAAUGCUCUCGGGAACCAAGAAACUGUACAACAGCAAUGAAUACAUGCUUUAAAAAACCUCAUGGGCUUUUGUUUUCUGUAAAGAACAGACAUUGCAUUUAACUUAAGCGUUGCUGUAUUUAUGUAUAGGGGGAACAGCUUUUUGAAUAGACUGGGGAUCUCCUUAGUUGAACAGAAAGAGGAAUGCCCUGUGUUGUGAGGUACUACACAUACAAGAAAUCACUGGAUUUGAAUAUUUGUCUAUGAGUAUGAAGAGCUCUCCCAACUUCUAAAAGACUAACAUUUCAGUUUUCUAGAAGUAUCAUGGAUGCUGUAGUUAUCUAUAAAUGUGUGUUGUGCACACAGUCAUUUCUGCCAUGGAAAGGAACAGGGGAACUAAUUUAAGCUGCACAGAACCCUGUGCAUUCCAGAACAAAAAAAAUGUUUGAGACAAGAAUAUUCCCCAAACACUUAGAAAGUGUUAUUCAGACAACAAAGUACAACCUUUGUUUACAUUAAUUGUGGUUGUAGAUUGAGCUCUGAAUGUAAUGGGACUGCAAGUGUAUUUUCAGCAAAGCUUCUGGGUUAUUUUCAUUUACCGUGGAUGAAUAUACUUCAAACAGUACUGUCAAACAAUCAGAAAGCUACUUCAGUCUUUUAAGCCAAUUUGAUUAGACUACUACCGCAGCCAUAGAUGAAUUCGAAGUGAACAAAGAACCAGGGUAUUCUAUGCCUAUAUGAUUUUUUUUGUUUUGGAGUCUGUUCUUCCCUUUCUUAUGACAUAUUGUUUCCAUAGCACUAUUUCCAUUAAAAUUCCCUUAAGCUUC